Brienomyrus brachyistius is the source of this 3912-nucleotide messenger RNA. RefSeq names its product zinc finger protein ZFPM2-like. Gene Ontology annotation, cellular component: nucleus. The record is from RefSeq and is a predicted model, not a curated record. The transcript has 3 exons. The coding region runs from base 1040 to 3904 and encodes 954 amino acids. Gene Ontology annotation, molecular function: RNA polymerase II-specific DNA-binding transcription factor binding. NCBI's taxonomy places the organism in Eukaryota, Metazoa, Chordata, Actinopteri, Osteoglossiformes, Mormyridae. Gene Ontology annotation, biological process: cell differentiation; negative regulation of transcription by RNA polymerase II; positive regulation of transcription by RNA polymerase II.
CAGUUUUAAUUUGAGAUUCACCUUAUGCUUCUCUAAGAGAGAGUUCUGGGAAAAUGCCUUUUAACCACAUAUUUUAUUGCAUUUUUACGGUGGUUUCUUAAAUUUCUGUACAAGUGCGUUUUAAAUAAGCAUUCAUCACCAAUGCCAAAGGACGUAAGCUCCACUGAGGCUGUGUGAUGAAUUUUUUAUUGUGGUAACGCAGGGAGAAGCAGCGGUGUUUAAUUACCAGGGCCGUGCGCGAGGUGCCCGGGCUGAUGGCUUCCUGCAAGUGCCCGGGUCCAAGCCUCCUCUUAUUAUUCUCCUUAAUUCCUCCUUUGUUUCAGGAGCACGCCGCCAUCCUCACCGCGUUUAUCAGGUGCUCCACAGCUCCGUCCGCACAAUGGCAGCGCCGUCCCCAAAUCGCUGGCUAGCGCACAAAGGAAGCUCGGUGUGAAUCCGACGCGAACAGCCGGGUGGCCGCGGCGCACGUGUGAAUGCGCGGCGGCCUCGGAAAUCAGGAAAGCCAAGCUCUGAAACGAUAAAGAGCAACAGCGAGUGUGAACCAGGGAGUGUCCUAAAAUACACCUAGAAAUGGGGAAGCAGUCGCGAAAUCUAGCAGCCUUUCCUUACACCCAGAUGACGAGGGCGUCAAAUUGAACAUCCAACACUGCAGAAUAUUAUUAUUUUUAUUAUUAUCAUUAUUAUAUUUAUUACAUGUCUGUGUAUAUAUGAUCACUGCUUGGCACUCUGGAUAAUAAACGUUUGUUUAAAGUGGGUGACCCUGCCCUUGCAAUCUGCCUGGUUUUGUUUAAAAUAUGAUAAUUCGAGUCAACAAUUAAAGCUUGAAACCACGGAAAACACCUCACAGUACGACACACUCAGGACGGGGUUUCAGUCUUAAGUGUGUCUCUGGAAUUUUCCGUCGUCGUCGCUGAUUCCGUGCGGCAUUAUCUCGGGCUCUUAUUGACUGUUUACAUGUUUAUCCCUUGAUAGUUUUUCCUCUGAAAGCUGCAAACAGACAGCAGAGAAAAAGGUUGUUUUUCUUUUUUCCUCCGCCCUCAUGUUGCCAGGUGGACAGCUUUGGUGCACUACCACCAAGCCCGUGGUUCCGGGCGACGACAUGGUGGCUUUCGCCGUGGAUCUGGACUCCCAGGUCCGAGCGGUGAGCCAGGUGCCCCCAGCGGAGGGGAUGUACCCGGCGCGCUUGCUGGACUCCAUACAGCUCCUGCCACAGCAGGCCGCCAUGGCGUCAAUCCUGCCCACCGCCGUCGUCAACAAGGACAUCUUCCCUUGCAAGGCGUGCGGCAUCUGGUAUCGGAGCGAGCGGAACCUGCAGGCUCACCUGAUGUACUACUGCAGUGGCCGGCAGAGGGAGGGGGCCGGGGCAGCCGGGGAGGGAGAGGGCAGCCCGCUCCAUGUGGCUAGCAUGGCUAACAUCUGCCCCUUCCCACAAUGCAACAAGAGGUGCUCAGGGACUCAGGCCCUGGAGAUGCACCUGUCCACGCACAGCGGUGUCAAACUGGAUGAGCCUGCCCCGCUUGGCGCCACCCUAAGAUGCACAAUCUGUAGAUACACGGCGGACUCUGCCGUCGCUCUCCAGCACCACAUCCUCUCUCACCUGUCGCAGGCGGCCUUCCGCUGCUCCCACUGCCAUAUCAGCUUCCAGAACCACGGGGAGUUCCUGCAGCAUCAGGACGCGCACCGGCUCGGCGCAGCCAAGCUUCACGGGGGGAGCGAGGGCCAGCACUCCCCCGGCUCCCGCGAGGAGAGCCAGAAGCAGGCGGGCGCCGAGCCGGCGGGCAAACACGACGCCCUCCAGAGUCCCAGGAGCGUACAGAAUGAGGACGCGGGGGCCGGCGCCGAGCUGGAGAGGGCCGAGAAGAAGGCCGCGAUCUCUGCCUCCAAGGGGGAUGCAGGCACAGGCAGCAAGGCCAGCUUUUCCUACACCCGCAUCAAGUCAGAGCCCUCAAGCCCUCGGCUGGCCUCCUCGCCGGUCCAGCCCAACAUGGGGCCCACGUUCCCCAUGGGGCCUUUCCUCUCCCAGUUUGCGUUUUCGCAAGAUCUUUCCAUGGCACCACAGGCCUCGGAGAUCUUGGCAAAGAUGUCGGAGCUGGUGCACCGGAGGUUACGGCAUGGGAGGAACAGCUACCCGCCGAUGGUCUACAGCCCCCUGAUGCCUAAAGGAGCCACGUGCUUCGAGUGCAAUAUCACUUUCAACAAUCUGGACAAUUACCUGGUCCACAAAAAACAUUACUGCAACAGUCGUUGGCAGCAGUUAGCAAAGUCACAUGACCAUUCCAGUGUCCCAGACAAGGUGGUGGAGACACUGAGCCCAAAGCUGGGCUCUGGCCACCAAUCCGAAUCUGACGGCCACCUGAUGCAAUCAGCCUGUCUGAACGCCUCCGUGUUGGACCUGAUCAGUGCCGGCAGCAAAGUGCCUGAAAAGGAAUUCUCAGGGCAACUGAAAAAGGCCUCCACACCCCCCGGGGCUGAAGACAGUCCGAACAGCCAGCAGACAGACUUGAGGAGUCCGAACCCCUCCCUGGUGGAGAACGAAAAUGACCCUUCGAGGACGACGUGCGAGGCCUGUAAGAUCACCUUCAGCCGUCAUGAAACCUACAUGGUCCACAAGCAGUACUACUGUGCCACUCGACACGAGCCGCCCAUGAAGCGGGCUUGCGCAAGCAAGGUGCCACCCGUGCCGAGGACCAUGAGGUCGCGCAAGCGGAGGAAGAUGACUGAGCUCAGCCCCCCCGAUCAAGACUCCAAGCAUCCUGGGGCUCACACGGGUCUGUUGGGACUGCCUGCUUUGGGAAACCCCUGCACCUCCCAAGAGGUGAUAGACAAUCUCGGCGAGCGGUUUUACCCACGAUGCAACAUGUUCCCAGGAAUGGUCCCAAAGCAUCUGGAAGCCUCUCUCACAAAACUGGUUCUUGCAUCCAAGUGCAACACAGUCAACCAACAAGAAACAGACACUCCCAUAGAUCUCAGCAAAAAGUGUCUGGAUAAAGCAGGCAACUCCCCCAAGAGACUCUUAGACUAUCACGAAUGCACAGUGUGUAAGAUUAGUUUUAACAAAGUAGAGAGCUACCUUGCUCACAAGCAGAAUUUCUGCCCCGUCACAUCUGUACAGCCUAAUGACAUUAGUGGGUUGGAUAAGGCGAUGUUUCCAGAUGUGAAAAAUGGAAGCAGUAGUUUUGACAAUAUCUUCAGCAAGAGCCCUGCGAAGUGUGAUAAAAGCACAAGUGGGCGACUGCUCUCCCAAAACGGCAGCUUCUUUCACUCCAAUUUAGGGACCCUGUCGGGGCUCCAGACCCCUGCUGAUCUCCAGCUACUUCCCACUAAAGACGACGGCAAAAACCUAUUCCUGCCCCAUUGCUUCUAUCCCCGAGAAACCAAGAAAGCCAACACACCGGAGAGAAUCUCCCCAUUUUAUGGCGUUAAACCCACUGACUACAUGAACGGGACUCUGGUCGGGGCGGGUGAGCCGAAAGAGCAGAAGCAGAGUCCCAACGAAGGGAGUGAGGGAGGGAAGGAGCAGCUGGCACCCAACGGCUUCGCCCACCCCGGAGAGGAGCCGCUGUCCCUGCAACCCAAGAGUCGAGACACAGCCGCAAGCGUCAACGGCAGCACGAAGCUGGAGGAUGCCGCCUCACCAAAUGAGGUCCAGCCCGACGACUCCCAAGCCGCGGAGAGCCGCUGCUCUCCCACUUGGACGUCCGAGACCCCCACGGACACGGAGAGCUCGCCGCCGAAGACGCGGACGGAGAAGACGUCCCCGAAAGCUCCGAACAGCACGGCGUCGGCUGGCGGUGGAGGAGGGAAGUACUGUCACCUCUGUAACAUUCAGUUCAACAGCCUGUCAAACUUCAUCACGCAUAAGAAGUUCUACUGCUCAUCACGGCCAGCAGAACACGUGAAGUAAAUCAUGCC